Lotus japonicus is the source of this 2714-nucleotide messenger RNA. Its product is annotated as plant intracellular Ras-group-related LRR protein 4-like. NCBI's taxonomy places the organism in Eukaryota, Viridiplantae, Streptophyta, Magnoliopsida, Fabales, Fabaceae. Gene Ontology annotation, molecular function: protein binding. The transcript has 4 exons. The coding region runs from base 581 to 2308 and encodes 575 amino acids. The record is from RefSeq and is a predicted model, not a curated record.
AACCGCGGGCGGAUUAGAAAAGAAAAACAAGAGGUGGUUAUUUAAGAAAAGUAUCAAGGGCAUAUCGGGAAAUAUAAAAAGUGGCGCAUACGACAAAAAUAGCACGAAGUAGAAGAAGAAGAACAACAACAAGAACCAGAAGAAGAAGAAGAAGAAGAGAUUCAAAUGGUGCAGAUCUUGUUCAUCCAAUCCAUUCAAAACCACUCUCUCACCUUCACCAUUCUCCCUUCUUCAUUGCUCGCUCUAAACUGAACAAAACCGUUCGGUUUUCGUUUUCUUCUUCCCAAUUUCAGAUUCACCGUUUCUUCUCUGAAUUCCGCUAUAACCAGGUCUGAACGUUGCAACUUUCUGUGUUCGUUGGGUUCUUCAACCGGAAUCACAAACAGAAUGAGCCUCACGGUGUUUCUUCCUUGUCGGGUACUGUGAAACUCGUUUCUUUCUUGAUUCAACCGAUUUGGGGGUGUGUGUGUAACUGUCUGAAACUGUAAGCAAAACCGUUUUUCCUUCUUUUUCCCCAACUGGGUAUUCGUGAUGGUGUUCAAGUUUUGAAAUUUCGGUGGUGAAUUUGGAACGAAAAAUAAUGGAGUCUUGGUCGUCGGUGGAUGGGGUGGUGGAGGAGAUAAUGAGGAUUCAUAGAUCUUUGCCGGCGAGGCCUGCGAUUGAUGAGGUUGAAGCGGCGAAUGGUUUGAUUGUGAAUGUUGAGAAGGAGGAUCAGGUGAGGCUUGAAUCCAUUGCGAGACAGAGCAAGGGUCCUGAUGUGCCUGAUGAGCUUUUCAUGAUCUUGCAAGAGAUGCAGAAGAACAUGUUGUAUUUCCAGAGUAAGGAGCAGAGGAGGGAGGCUAUGAAACUUCUUGAUCUUGAGAAUGUCCAUUCACUGUUUGAUGAAUUGAUUCAGAGAGCUUCCAUGUGUGUUGCCAAUCCCUCCACAAGUACUUCUAGCAAAAAAAGUUACUACAAUGGCUCUGCUUCCACGGUUUCGCCUAGCUUGUCGAAGAAUUCGGCUUCUGCUUCUACUUCUGCUUCUAGGGGUGGUUUUGAUAGGCCUCCACCUCCUGCAUCUGUUGCUUCUUCCAGCUUGAUGCAAGCGGAGAGGAAACCUUCCAAGAGUUCAGAGUUGGUUACUAGAGAUGAUAGUUAUGUGAGUAAGUCCAAGUCCACAUUCUACUCCAACGGGUAUGGAAUUGAACCCAGCAUCCCCACCAAAGCUCAGAUAUUGGAUUCAUCAUUCAAACCCACAACUACCUCAGGUAAAGAUGGUGAUAAGUUAAGUUUGAUUAAACUUGCUAGCUUAAUUGAAGUUUCUGCGAAGAAAGGCACUCGUGAUCUGAAACUACAGAACAAGCUAUUGGAUCAAGUUGAUUGGCUACCUGAUUCAUUAGGAAAGUUAUCAAGCUUGGUCACCCUUGAUUUAUCAGAGAAUCGGAUUGUGGCCUUACCUUCCACAAUUGGAGGCCUUUCAUCAUUGACCAGAUUGGAUUUGCAUACCAAUAGGAUCCAGGAGCUCCCUGAUUCUAUUGGAAAUCUUCUCAAUCUAGUCUAUCUAGAUCUGCGGGGAAACCAGUUACCAUCUCUGCCUGCAUCUUUUGGCAGAUUGAUACGUCUUGAGGAGGUUGAUUUGAGUGCAAAUCAGCUUGCUGUGCUUCCUGACACUAUAGGCUCACUUGUUAGCCUACAAAUAUUGAAUGUGGAAACAAAUGAUAUAGAAGAGAUUCCACAUUCUAUUGGUAAUUGUUCUUCCCUUAGAGAGCUUCAUGCUGACUAUAACCGACUUAAGGCCUUACCAGAAGCUGUAGGGAAGAUUCAGAGCCUGGAGGUUUUGUCCGUGCGGUACAAUAACAUCAAACAACUACCCACAACAAUGUCAUCUCUAACAAGCCUGAAGGAACUUGAUGUAAGUUUCAAUGAGCUCGAGUCAGUGCCUGAGAGCUUGUGUUUUGCUACCUCCCUUGUCAGGAUGAACAUAGGGAACAAUUUUGCUGACAUGCGAAACUUACCACGAUCCAUUGGGAACCUAGAAAUGCUUGAGGAAUUGGAUAUCAGCAAUAACCAGAUACGUGUCCUUCCUGAAUCAUUUAAGUUGCUCACAAAUCUUCGUGUCCUGCGAGUGGAAGAGAAUCCUCUUGAAGUUCCACCAAGAGAUAUAGCUGAGAAGGGAGCACAGGCUGUUGUUCAGUACAUGGUUGAGCUUGGGGAGAAGAAGGAUGUUAAACCACAAAAGCCACUAAAGCAGAAAAAGAGUUGGGCUCAGAUAUGCUUCUUUUCAAAGUCUAACAAAAGAAAGCGCGGCGUUGACUAUGUGAAAACCUGAUUUUAUUUAACUACACACCAAUGUUGACAAGCAACAUAUUCCAUGAGGAUAUCCAUUUAAAUAGAGACGAUGUAUCUCUCAUUCUGGGGUCAAUAACAUGCGUGCCAGAAUGAAUUAGCAGCCUUUGUUGGAUGUUAUAAUUUGCUUUGACUUGGCGGCACAAAUUGUAGAUUUCUUGUUCUAUAUAUUCUGAUUUUUUCCCUGUACAAUUUCAAUUUUCGAUUUAAUUUCCUUUGUAUUUCAGUUGUCUUGAGGGUAGAAAGAAGUGUACACAAUCCAACAGGCCAAAUAGUUAUGGAGGGUGGGGGAGAAACCCAAGAUGAUUAUGUACCUUGUUUAUGUAUAAUUUAUGUACAACUGCACCUUCAAUCCAUUGUUAAUUAUUGAAUGAAUUACACUUACUGUC